AUGAAAGGUCACGUUUUAAAGCAUCAGAGACCGUUUCCUUUCAAUAAAGCUUUUGAAGACGAAAUUGUUAGCCUCUGUUUUCGAAGAGGACAAUACGUGGAUGCGCAGGAUACUCCACUGUGUACUCCACCUCAAAACGGCCGCUUGAGUUUUUCAAAGCAAUUACUCGAGAAUGGAGCACAUGGGAGGUCGAGUAAAGCUGAAAAUUCCAGGCAAACUUUGCAGGCUUCUAUCACUGUUACCCCACUGUACAUCGCAGCACAGAAUGGUUACGUGGAGGUAGUAAAACACUUGGUCGCCGUCGGUGCUGAUGUGAACGCAAGAGAUACAGAAAAAGUGUUGAAGAGACUCUGCUUCUUCUUUCUUGUGCACUGCAUUGGGCAGCCCAGAAGGGUCACUUGGAGGUCAGAGAACGCUUGCUGGAAGUGGGCGCCGAUGCAAAUGCAAGGGGAAGAGGUUGAUGCAACGAGGGAUCUGAAAAAUUUGUAA
Enterobius vermicularis (human pinworm) is the source of this 489-nucleotide messenger RNA. NCBI's taxonomy places the organism in Eukaryota, Metazoa, Nematoda, Chromadorea, Rhabditida, Oxyuridae. The record is from the annotation of a GenBank genome assembly.